Messenger RNA from Aspergillus brunneoviolaceus CBS 621.78, 849 nucleotides. RefSeq lists its product as uncharacterized. NCBI's taxonomy places the organism in Eukaryota, Fungi, Ascomycota, Eurotiomycetes, Eurotiales, Aspergillaceae. Bases 1 to 849 code for a protein of 282 amino acids. The record is from RefSeq and is a predicted model, not a curated record. The transcript is spliced from 2 exons.
AUGUCGAAGCAGACCAUCUCACCAGGGAACCUGGGCUCCGGAGCAGACAUGCGAGCAGAGAGGACUACCUCAGCCGGUCCCUCUGACCGUCCGUCAAGCUUCCGAUCUGCAGCAGCUGGUGCUUGUGCCAGAUCUCGCUCGCACAUAAACCUGCUGUAUCCCUCACCGUCCGAUGGCACGGACUCUACCACCACCUCCUGCUCCCCGCGUUCGUGUAUCCUGCAUCGAGGCUCUCAGAUCCUCGGCCUUGCCAAGUACCUCUGGAUGAAUUCCGGGUGCAAGGGACAGGAGACUGCUGGCUAUAAUCUGCAAGAUAAUCACAAACCCCAGCCGGCUAUGGUACGAGUCCCCGUUUCCUCCAUUGAAGAAAGCGAAGGAAGCGAGGAAUCCCAAGCAAUGUGCUUCUUGGACCCAUCCACCGACAUCCCGAGGAGAGGGAAGACAACCGCCUUUUCUGAGGUUGGAUAUGCGGAGGUGCAAUGCGCAGCACAACGGAAAGGCUUUCGUCUUGCAUGUGGAGGUAGGCGGCCAGGCAUGAUUCCUAGAUGUAGUGUGCAGAGGAUGUUAGUCCAAGGCUUGGUCUGGGUAGGAACAAGGAACCAGGAACUCAUGGGAGAUGGAAGCACACUGCCAGCCCAACUACCGCGCGUCGCCAUUCACGGCAAUUCCUUGGUUGAUGGCCCAUGGGAAUCGGCUUGCAAGGAGACUCUUUCUGAGCAAUUAGCAAAGGAGCGAGCGGGUUCACAGAGGGGUCACAGUACUGACUUCAUGGAGCAUGAGGCCUGGAUUGGGGGUGCUUCCGUGGACAGUUUGGAGGUCAAGCAAGGGCUGCUCAUAGUUCUGAGGUAG